This is a messenger RNA of Oppia nitens, 730 nucleotides long. It is a transcript of the gene ND-B22, whose product is annotated as NADH dehydrogenase [ubiquinone] 1 beta subcomplex subunit 9-like. The record is from RefSeq and is a predicted model, not a curated record. NCBI's taxonomy places the organism in Eukaryota, Metazoa, Arthropoda, Arachnida, Sarcoptiformes, Oppiidae. The transcript is spliced from 2 exons. The coding region runs from base 151 to 630 and encodes 159 amino acids. Gene Ontology annotation, biological process: mitochondrial electron transport, NADH to ubiquinone.
UAGUUAAAGCUAUUGAAUGUCACAGUCAAGUGAUGUAAAUUAAUGAACGAUCCCUUAGUAUAGACUCUAAUGGAGUCAUCAAAACAUUAAAGUUAUAAACAAUCGAUUGAUUAGUUUGAUUGAAUCGGUGGUCAAAAUCGGUAACAAGUGAUGGCCUGUACUACUGGUCGUCCCAUUACAGAGUUUGCCUCUUACUUGAAGCGCGAGCUGACGACACACACCCGUCGGGUGCAGAAUAUUUACAAAAGGAUUUGUCGUAAUGAAGAGUCUUGGCUUCUCGAGAGACAUGAAAUCCGCUACAGACUUACUAUAAUUCGGGCGGAGUUUGAGAAACACCGACACGUGAAGGACAUGCGAUUGGCCCGAUCGCUGCUCGACGAAGGAGAGAGAUAUUUGUUCAAAAAUAUUCAUCCGUCUCCGCGUUAUUUUACGUUCAGUCCCGGAGGUGUCUGUUUCGAGCGAUACGCCGAUUACCCGGACUGGCAUUUAGACCAUUGGCAUCCAUUAGAAAAGGCAAGAUAUCCUUAUUAUUUCGCUAAACGAGAGCAAAGAAAGAAAGAGUACAUCGAAAUGUGGGAAAAGGGAAAUCCCGGCAAAGCUCUCGAAGACCUCAAAGCUGCCACUCAUUGAAUCCAACGAUAUAUUGUUAGCAAUUGUGUGAAAAUAAUUUAGUUUUAAUUCAAAAAAAAAACAAAUAUAUAAAUUAAAUGUAUAGAUAUUAUUAAAUUUG